Pseudozyma hubeiensis SY62 is the source of this 1044-nucleotide messenger RNA. Its product is annotated as sulfhydryl oxidase. The transcript has a single exon. The record is from RefSeq and is a predicted model, not a curated record. Gene Ontology annotation, cellular component: mitochondrial membrane; mitochondrion. Gene Ontology annotation, molecular function: flavin adenine dinucleotide binding; flavin-dependent sulfhydryl oxidase activity. Bases 1 to 1044 code for a protein of 347 amino acids. NCBI's taxonomy places the organism in Eukaryota, Fungi, Basidiomycota, Ustilaginomycetes, Ustilaginales, Ustilaginaceae.
AUGCCGACGUUCGAGUCGAAGCCAUUGCGAAAGUCGAACUCGCUGCUGGCGAGGUUGGCGCCGCAGGUAAGACGGAGGCCGCUUCUUUUCUUCGGUCUCCCUUUUCUGGCCACCAUGGUCGGAGCUAGCUUUGGGCUGGCCAGCCUGACGCAGACGAGAUACGACUACAACGCCACAAAGGUGCAGACAAUAUCAAAGGAGGAGGAGUUGCGCAUGAAAAAGGAUCGAAAGAGGAUUGAUAUCCGGGAAGAGUACUUCAAACUACAGUCAAAGGAGGACGAGCUGGAUGAUUGGGAGCCCAAGCGUAUCGAUCGUCCCGAUGGUGUCGCAGACUGGGGAGUGGCCCCGACAGGGUACAAGUCCAUCCAGACUGAAGCUCUCUCUGCCCGAGAUGCCGAGAACGAGAAGAGUAAAGGGUUUACUGCCGACAAUGUCCUCUCCUCGAGUAAGCAGGCCCAGGUAGUGCUUGGUCCGGACGGCAAGCCAUGUCGUGCUUGCAAUUCAAAGCUUGCUUUCACAGCAGCGAUGAAAGGCACAAAAAUCCCAUCUGCUGGUACCAGCUCGAAAGAUAGCUCCAGCGGCAAAGCAGCAUCGACGACCGGAGCUGCUGCAGUGGCCCUACCGACUGCGGCGAUCGCGGCCACAUCGUCAGCGUCCACGACUUGCCCGCCUGACGGCGAAGAACUCGGUCGAUCUGCCUGGACUUUGCUUCAUUCUUCCGCAGCGUAUUUCCCUGAGAAUCCUUCGGCUCAGCAGCAAAGCUCGAUGCUCGCCCUCUUCCGUGCACUACCACAUAUCUACCCUUGCCACUCUUGCGCUGAAGCGCUCGGAGAAGAAUAUCGGCGUGAAGACAAGGAGGGCGGCUGGGAAGACCGUAGCCUGAAGCUCGCCACUGCUGUACGUUCGGGGCCUUCUCUGCGUAAGUGGCUUUGCGGCAUUCACAACGAGGUCAACCAACGACUUGGGAAGCCGACCUUCCCAUGCACCGAAGCACACCUCUCCGAAAGAUGGCUGGACGGUCCAACUGACGGGAGCUGCGAUUGA